Molecule: messenger RNA, 862 nt
Organism: Paramuricea clavata
Lineage: Eukaryota; Metazoa; Cnidaria; Anthozoa; Malacalcyonacea; Plexauridae
Source: the annotation of a GenBank genome assembly
AUGGUUCCCCGAAAGCCUGGCGAUACUGUAGAUUUCGCACCAUUUGUUGUGGGCAUAAUCACAGCUUUGAAACAAUAUCAUGUUGAAACGACGCAUCAAUUUUUGGCUUGUCUUGGACAAUAUGUGAGAUCCUCUGUGGAUUCCGCUGCCAGGUAAGAAAAGUGAUGUAAUUGUAACAUGUAAUUGUUUUUUUAGCCAUAAUGCCUACCUUCGCAAGGAAUUCUUGUUUGUUUGUUUGUUUUUUGAAUGGUCUCCAUUGUAUAAUUUUGGAGUCUUUCUUUCCACACUUUCUUUCCACAGUGGAAAAGCUGCCGAGUUUCCCGAUGAAGUAGUAAAUGCUUUGGCUUUCUUUGAAGAUUUCUUACAUUACAGUAAACUAUCGAAAAAGGUGAAGACUUAUGUACAGUAUAUAUGUAUAGAUGUUUGUAUAGCAUUCAUAGAAAGGCCUCUGUAAUGUGAUUGACCCAGUGGAUUUAGUACUGGCAUCCUGUGAAUUGCCGUGAGAAAUGCUCAGCCUUGGUAAUUCAGCGGACGAAGGAGUGUUACCAACACAGUGGUCUGUGUACAUGCCUUUCACGUUCGGGACCACGGGAAUUUCUCCUCAGUUUUAUGUGAGAAGAGUGCUUCCUGAUUUCUUCAAGUACUCCGAUCUUGUAGUAACACAGGAUCAAAAAGGAUGACUCUUGUUGAAUCACUAUAGAGAGAACAGUUUAGAACUGAUAGAGCUAUCCAGCGUAAAUAAAGUUAGUUAAGUUACUUAGUUCAUAAGGCGUUUUCUCACAUCGUAUCCUCUUUCUUGUAGGUGGCUGAGGAACAUGUUCCAAUGUAUCUUCUGGAUCAAUUUAGACAACAAAUGGCGUGA